AUGGCCCCCACCACCUCAAAGUCAGCCAAGGCCAAGCCUUACGACCGCGCGGAGGCGUCCAAGAAGUCCAAGGGAAAGGGCAAGGCGCCCCAGGACUUGGGAGCUCCUGCGACUCACUCGCAAUCGUCGAGGAAGGGCAAGAAGGCGUGGAGGAAGAAUAUUGAUAUCAGGCAAGAGGAGGAGGCCCUUGAACAGGCCAGGGAGGAUGAGAGGGUCACUGGUGGUCCUGCAGCGGCCAAGACGAGCGGUAAUCUGUUUACGAUCGACACUGUUGGUGACCAGACAGUCGCUGCCAAAGCCAAGCGUCAACACAAACCCCUUCGAUCUCUCGCCAUCCUCGACCAAAAAUCUGCCGUCCCCUCCCUCACCUCCAAAGUCUCCAAAGCUCCUGCUGCCGACAAGAAGCAACACCUGCUCUCUCGUGCGGAGAAGGACCGUCUCAAGCGUAUAGCGCGCAAGACGCAGGCUUUCUCUGAUGGCACUGGUCUCUCGUCUGCUGACAUUCAAGCUCGUGGACCGGCUGAGAAGGACGCUUGGGGAGAGGAGGAGGAGGUUGUCGUCAAGGGUGGUUUCGGAGAGGAGACAAUCGUGAAGAGGAAGGUCAAGGCUCCUAUCACGAUUGAGAGGCAAAGGGAACUCUACUUGGAGAAGGCCAAGAAGGUGGAGGAUCAGCCCGAAGGUGGCUUGUCCUACAACCCCAAAGCAGAGGCGCACCAAAAGCUCAUCGAUGCCGCUAUCCAAGAAGAGCUCGAUGCUCUGAAGCGAGAGGAGGCGGAGGCUGCCAGGUUGGAAAAGUUCGGUGCCGUUAUCGAGGCUCGCCGAAAUGCCCCUCAGUCCGAGUUUGCGGAGGGUAUGGAGGUCGGAGGUGGCGAGUCGGAUUCAGAGGAGGAGGAAGACGACGAUGUCGAAAAGCCCACGAAGAAGCCUUCCAAGAGAAAGACGACUGCCCAGCGUAACCGUCAAGCCCGUCAACGUGCUCUUGAAGCGGCCCUUCUGGCCAACAAGAACCGACGCAACCUUGCCAACUCUGUCCUUUCUGCCCCCGCCCUGAACCUCCAAAUCGAGGCUCAAAAGGUUCUCCAGGCGGAGAAGGAUCAGAAGGCGAAGGAGUUGAGGCAGCAGAAGGAGAAGGAGUUGAAGAAGGCGGGUCAAAAGAUUGGCAGGCACAGGGUACCGGGGAAGAGGGUGGAAGUGCAGCUGGGAGAGGAUUUGGCGGAGAGUCUGAGACAGGUCAAGCCCGAGGGCAACUUGUUCAAGGACAGGUUCUUGGAUUUGCAGAAGAGAGCUCUCAUCGAGCCUCGAGUACCUCAACUACCGAAGAAGAGAAGCCUCAAAACCAAGGAGUACGAGAAGUUUGCCUACAAGCACUUCAAGUAG
This is a messenger RNA of Cryptococcus wingfieldii CBS 7118, 1377 nucleotides long. RefSeq names its product nucleolar protein 53. NCBI's taxonomy places the organism in Eukaryota, Fungi, Basidiomycota, Tremellomycetes, Tremellales, Cryptococcaceae. Gene Ontology annotation, molecular function: 5S rRNA binding. The transcript is spliced from 4 exons. Gene Ontology annotation, biological process: rRNA processing; ribosomal large subunit assembly. Bases 1 to 1377 code for a protein of 458 amino acids. Gene Ontology annotation, cellular component: nucleolus. The record is from RefSeq and is a predicted model, not a curated record.